Molecule: messenger RNA, 741 nt
Organism: Olea europaea var. sylvestris
Lineage: Eukaryota; Viridiplantae; Streptophyta; Magnoliopsida; Lamiales; Oleaceae
Exons: 5
Coding region: 1-741 (246 amino acids)
Source: RefSeq, a predicted model, not a curated record
AUGGCCAAUGCCGUUGCAUCAUCUAAUUUACGGGGUUUCUAUGUGUCUGAGUACACUUCAGAACAAGCAAGAAAUGCAUAUGUUACACGCCUUAAUGCAUCCAUUGAUUGUGUUCGAGUUCUUUUGCGACAAAGGCACUCAUUUCGAGGUCAUGAUGAAUCUGAGGAUUCUCUCAAUCCAGUUAUCAAUGCCGUCACAUUGGGAAAUGCUUCUCACAAUUGCAAAUUGACAUCACCUAAUGUUCAAAAGGAUAUAGUAAAUACUUGUGCUAUUGAAACGAUCAAUGUUAUUAUCAAAGAUGUUGGCAACUCGCUAUUUUCUAUUCUAGUUGAUGAAUCUUGUGAUGUGUCAAUGAAGGAGCAAAUGUCUAUUGUUUUACGUUAUGUAGACAAUAGUGGGCAUGUCAAUGAACGCUUCAUAGGGAUGUUACAAGUACCACGGCUCUAUCACUUAAGGCUGCAAUUGAUAAGCUUGCUUGUCAUGUUUUCUUCUGUUUUAGAUGUACUUGCAAUGAUUAUUGAAGAUGAAUCUUGUUCUCGUGACCAAAGAUCUGAUGCAACAAAUUUAUUGGAGUUGAUACAAAGAUUUGAUUUUGCAUUUAAUCUACAGUUGAUGAGAAGUGUGUUGAGGUUUUCAAAUGAACUGUCAAAGGCAUUGCAAAGAAAAGAUCAAGAUAUUGUGAAUGCAAUGCAAUUGGUGAGAUUGUGCAAACGACGACUCCAAAUAAUGAGAGACGAAUGA